Salvia hispanica is the source of this 509-nucleotide messenger RNA. The record is from RefSeq and is a predicted model, not a curated record. Lineage: Eukaryota; Viridiplantae; Streptophyta; Magnoliopsida; Lamiales; Lamiaceae.
AUUGAACAGCCAUUACUGCUCAGCUUCAUCCCUCUUUUCUCUGUACCCUCAACAGCUCCAAGAUUUUAUUUUGAUCUCUGUGCAAGGCUGAAAUGGCAACCGAACAAGCUAAGCCAGCUACUGACGAAGUAAAGAUGGAUCUGUUUGAAGAUGGUGAUGAAUUUGAGGAGUUUGAAAUCGGUCAAGGAUGCACGAAAAGAAUUUUAUAUUAUAAUCAUGAGAACGCUACUGAAAGUGGGGGGGACAAAGAGGAAGGUAAAGAAGUAGAUCAGCAAUGGGAAGAUGACUGGGAUGAUGAUGAUGUCACUGAUGAUUUCUCCUUGCAGCUGAGGAGGGAAUUGGACAGCAAUGCCGAGAAGAAAGAGGGCAAAACUUGAGUUGUCUGUUGUAUGUUUUGGAUAUAUAACUCUGAUUUCAAACUCUAGUAUAAUGACUUGCCGUCUUCUUGCUUCUGAAUAUCCCUAAUUGGGCAAAAUCACCUUCAUCUUUAUAGUUUGAACGAUGAAAAU